This is a messenger RNA of Parnassius mnemosyne (clouded apollo), 897 nucleotides long. Lineage: Eukaryota; Metazoa; Arthropoda; Insecta; Lepidoptera; Papilionidae. The record is from the annotation of a GenBank genome assembly.
AUGUCGGACAAGGGGGAACCUCCCCCAACACGCCGUAAACCACCUGAUAGGCGUCAGGGAGUACUCGACAGGCCCCUCAUGGAGCGAGACCUCUUCGUUCCUGAGAGAUCUAGAGUGCUCCCACCUUACAGCCAACUCCCGAGGCGAAUAGGCAGUAUACCGGCGCCCGGCGCCGCGCUCGGCGCAGGUGAAGUUGUGUCUUCACCGAGCGCAGAACUGGCUCCAUUACCACGCCGGAGCCUAGCCUCGCGGAGACGUACACCUCCCGAGAUAGAACAAGACCAGCUGCAAGAGGAGAAAAGGCUGAGAGCCGGAUCAGACUCACUAUCUGAUUCGGCAUCGCCUUCUGCCUCUGCCACACCACCUGAGAUACAAGCCCCACAACCUGUGGUAAGACAUAACAGACCGCCUAACUCACCGUCUCCAACCACCUCUCCGGCCUGCACCGCUGACAUGCAGGAUUUCGGUGAGGAAGACCCGGAAGGAGAGAGAGAGUGGGACAAUACGUCCUACGCCACUCUAGCCCCAAUUCAAGACUCCCAACCUGUAAACCAGGAGCCCAUACCUGGUCCAUCUUCAGCGCCAGACUCUUAUGCGCAAAUUGCAGCAGCGCCGAGGCUGCUGCGAAAGGGAAAUUAUGCAGAGCGUGUGGGUGCCGGCGCUCCGGUGUACCUGGCCGCAGUCAUGGAGUACCUCGCCGCUGAAGUUCUAGAGUUGGCCGGUAACGCUGCUCGGGACAAUAAGAAGACCAGAAUCAUACCGAGACAUCUUCAGCUUGCCAUCCGCAACGAUGAAGAGUUGAACAAGCUCCUCUCCGGUGUGACGAUCGCCCAGGGCGGUGUACUACCCAACAUUCAGGCGGUCCUUCUUCCCAAGAAGACCGAGAAGAAGGCCUAA